AUGAGCAUUUUCACUGGUAACUGCAAGUGUUCCUACACGGUAGGGCUGGUUGGUCUGAGCGUAUGUGGCUUUCUGCUAUCGCUGUAUACAUCCUACGUUGAGCUGCGUGCCGAACAUGACCAUUCCUACCGUGCGAUGUGCGACAUUAGCGAGCGCAUCAGCUGCACUAAGGUGUUCACCUCAAGGUAUGGGCGUGGAUUUGGCAUUGUUGGACCAGUCCUUGGCGAUGACUCACUCCUGAACGUACCGAACGGGUUCUACGGCAUCUUUUAUUACUUUAUCGUGGCGGCGUUCAGCUUCAGCGACCAUUUACUCAUCUCCCGACUCAACAGCUACCUGAUACUGCUAUCCAACUGUCUGUCACUGUACUUGGCGUAUCUGCUCUACUACAUCUUAGAGGAUAUGUGUAUCGUGUGCGUUACUACGUACGCGGUCAACCUCAUCAGCCUGAUACUGGCGCUUCAGAAAAUCCAAGUACUGAUUCGGGACGAACAGAUAAUGCGCGCCUUCAAAGUUAGCAAGUCAAAGUAG
Messenger RNA from Anopheles marshallii, 531 nucleotides. RefSeq names its product vitamin K epoxide reductase complex subunit 1 (gene Vkor). Gene Ontology annotation, molecular function: vitamin-K-epoxide reductase (warfarin-sensitive) activity. Gene Ontology annotation, biological process: vitamin K metabolic process; peptidyl-glutamic acid carboxylation. The transcript is spliced from 2 exons. Bases 1 to 531 code for a protein of 176 amino acids. Lineage: Eukaryota; Metazoa; Arthropoda; Insecta; Diptera; Culicidae. The record is from RefSeq and is a predicted model, not a curated record.